UUACGAGCCUCUGUGCCUUCUCCUGCUUUUUGUGCCUUUUCUGGAGGACCUGGUGCCCUGCCCCUGCCAAGCUCAAGCCCAGAACUCCAGUAGGACCCAGAGAGCUUGUACGUUACGUUGUUGGAUGUAGUGGGUCUGGACAUAGCCUGUAGAUUGGCCUAUAUUUCACACGCUAAGUCCUAGGCCCCUCCUGGCCGGUCCUUUGGCCACUGCGCAUGCGCAGUAAGGGUAGUGUGACGUCACGUCGUCAUGGCAACGCUGUCCCUGCCUCAUUGCUGGUGACGUCGCUACCCACGCCCCACCAUGGAGUAUACGGGACCUGCGACGCUGACCCAGCUAGAAAUGGACCUUGCUCUCAGUGACGACGACGAGAGUAUGGCCCAUGUCAACGCCGAACGUCACUGGCCACCCUUAGACCACCAUCAGGCUGCCGCUACGUCAUCCACCCCCACGAGCCCGAGCCAAUCUCACGCCCCUCUUACUGCCGUCGCCAAUAAGCGCCGUGUCGACUCCUCGUCCGACACCAGUACCGACUCACUGAACCCCCCAGCCCUCAAGACUCUGAAACACAACGAGAUGCACCCUGCGCAUCAGUCACCUACCUUACUAUCGCCUGCAGGUCAACCAUCCCCUUCUGACACGCGCGAGGCGGCCGCUGCACUCCCCCCUGCUAAGGGCCCGCCACACCCAUCCCUUGGCCCCUUAACCCCUUCUUCCCUGCCGCCACCACCUCCCAGUACACCUGCCCCUGUCCAACCAGCGUUUGCGCCGCGAGCAGACUAUGCAAAGCUCGUUUUCCCAGGCAACCCGUCGGUGGAAACGAAACUACGGUGGUUGUCAGAACUCAACAAAGUCUUCCAGUUAGAUCGUUGUCUGGCUGAGGUGAAAAUGUCUGCUGUGACGUCGCGCUUCGUCUACAUCUCAAGGAAGCGCGAGGACAUCAUAGGGCGAGUCGUGGCUGGAGAGUUUCUGUCCCUAAAGCUUGACAUGCAGGACUCCCCUGAAAGGCCAAGGAAAUAUCCUAGCUACCUUGUCACAAGGUAUCCGGUUGGAGUCGCACCAUCGCUGGCCAAGGAACUGAUCGGAGUCCAUUCUACUCGACGAUUCCAUGUAAAUGGGGAGCCCAUCAACCGUAUCGUGGCCACCUGGAGUCUGCCUUCCCCUCCUCCGUCCUCCGUUGAGUUCAGUUUUUUACCCUUCCUUCCUGCCUGUGAGCUUCGCAGACUGGAAAAUGAUAAACCAACGUGUUACAGAUGCUGGGGGAUUGGCCAUAUCUCCCGCUACUGCUCUUCAUCCAAGAAAUGUGCUUGGUGUGCUCAAGCCCACGAUACGCGCACCUGCUCUCACAGUGCCCCCCCGCCGCCACCCUCUUCUGCGUCAUCAGCCACCAAUGAGUCACCCAUGCAGUCCGUGCCCGACACCGCUCACUGGGAAUGUCCUCGGUGCCAUGAAAAGGGGGUGAAUGUGUGGCAUGGAUGUGCGAAGCGCCGAGUCAGCCCUGCCUCCCCUCCCGCUCCCCCGCCACCGUUGGUCCGCUCUGCUCCCGCUGCUGCUACAAGCGCCUCAGCCUCGACCGCACACCAUGCCCAAGUUGCUGCCCUUCGUGACGCCGUGUCCUCCCUUACAUCGAAAGUUAACAGCGUAACAGCGCGGAUUGAUUCCCUCGAGUCUCGACUGGAUGAACUGGCAACUAAAUUCACCGCCGCAGAAGCCAAGCUCGACACACUUGUUGAUGCCCACACGAGCCUGAUCGCCAACGUCACCUCCCUCACCGAGAGGGUCGGCACACUCGUUGAUACCGUAGAGAGACUGACCGAUGAGAAGGCGCAGCCUCCUCCUCCUUCACGUGGAGCACAGCGCUCUGCGGCACGCCUGACCACCCCCACCAUACAUGGUUCCCGACAUCCUAAGAGUAGACCUCAAUAG
Molecule: messenger RNA, 1926 nt
Organism: Eriocheir sinensis (Chinese mitten crab)
Lineage: Eukaryota; Metazoa; Arthropoda; Malacostraca; Decapoda; Varunidae
Exons: 1
Coding region: 304-1926 (540 amino acids)
Source: RefSeq, a predicted model, not a curated record